Alnus glutinosa is the source of this 2268-nucleotide messenger RNA. RefSeq lists its product as uncharacterized. The record is from RefSeq and is a predicted model, not a curated record. The transcript has a single exon. NCBI's taxonomy places the organism in Eukaryota, Viridiplantae, Streptophyta, Magnoliopsida, Fagales, Betulaceae. Bases 1 to 2268 code for a protein of 755 amino acids.
AUGGUACGAACAAGAGCUACGACCUCAGGAGCAAACAUUCCUCGCCACGAGACGGGAGGUGGGUCUCACCAGAAUGCAACUGAGAUGGAGGCACGACUGGCCCAGAUGUCUAGGGACAUGGAGGUCCUAACUCAGCAGAACCUUCGUCUCUUAAGGCGAUUGGCGGACGAACGAAUUCCUGAAAUGGCCGAGGGACAUGAAGAAGAAGAGAGCAAUACCCACAACGAAGCAGACAGGGAGAGCAGAAGGGUCACAGAAAGAACUCAGCAAGAAGAUCAACCCCGGUCAGUUGAAGGGAUCGCAAACCCCCCUCCUGGUGGAGGUAUGGUGAAUCAUCAACGUGAAGAAAGAAGACUUAAUGAAGCCAUCGCCACACUUGAUGAGAAAUAUGAAGAUAAGUAUAACCGACUGCAACUCGAAAUCCAACAAAACCACAAAGGAAAGACUUCUCGGGUGGAUAGCCUGUUGAACAGGUCUUCCCCGUUUACUGAGCAUGUCUUGGCAAUUCAACUCCCGGAGAAAUUUAAAAUUCCGGCCAUUCAAGCAUAUACCGGGAUUGAAGAUCCCACUGAGCAUCUCGACAGCUAUAAGAUGCAUAUGGACCUAUAUGGGUCCCCUCAGGAGAUGGCAUGCCGAGCUUUUCCACUUACCCUGUCCGGUUCGGCUCGGGAUUGGUUCCGAAAACUCCCGCCAAAUUCCAUCACAAGUUUUGAUGAUCUCGGGCGGAAAUUCGUAACUCAAUUCCUGGCUGGGUGUAAGAGGAAGAAGCCUUCUGGGCAACUGAUGGCGAUGCGCCAAAAGGAGGGCGAGUCUCUGAAAGACUAUAUGGCCCGAUUCAAUCAAGCAAAGCUCACAGUUGAUAAUCCAACUGACGAAAUGGUCUAUGCUGCCUUAUAUCAGGGCUUACGAGUGGAAGGGCCCUUGAUGUCAGAAAUUGCUCUCAAUCACCCUGAAAGUUUGACUGACUUGACAGACGUGAUUGAGAAAUAUGUAAACCAAGAGGAAACCCUCUCAGCUCUGAGGGAAUCCCAAAGGCAGAAGGUUACGGAAUCGAGCAAUUCCGCAAAGAAGGGAAAAAAGAGUCAGAAAGAAGAAAAGCGGACAGAAACCAAACCAGCAAAGUAUUACCAGUUCUCUAUAGAGGAGUGGACUCCUUUGAAUGCUCCCAUUAACGAGGUAUUAAUGGAAAUCAAGAAGGAUCCGCAUUAUGAGAGGCCUUUUCCCCUUCACAACAAGCAGGUAAGGGAAGAAAAUAGGCACAAGUUCUGCGCGUACCAUGAUGCUCGGGGUCAUGUUACCGAGGAGUGCAGAAAUCUUAGAAUCCUGAUCAAGAAGUUUAUCAAAAACGGAAAGUUACUCCGUUUUAUAGCAGACAACCAGGGCCUGCCUCGGCAGAAUCAGAGGCCUCAAGAGCGUAGAGACCGAGAGCAAGGGUAUAGGGAGCGUUCUCCUCAGAGACAUAGAGAGCGUUCUCCUCCGAGACAUAGAGGGCGUUCUCCUCAGAGACGUAAUGAGGAUCGCCGAGACAGAAGGGAUGAACCUCACCGAGACAGAAGCAGAAGCAGAGGCGCACAAGGUCAUGAGCCACGGAAUGGGCCGGUCAUUGCCGACAUCCGAACUAUAUUCGGAGGCUUUGGCGGAGGAGGAGAAACAAGUGUGGAUAGGAAGGCAUACGCUCGGUAUCAGAAACAUCAGGAGGUGAUGACUAUAGAAAGACCCCACAAAUCCCACAGGAGGGAAUCAAUGGUGGUGGGGUUUUCAGAUGAAGAUUACGCGGGAGUUUCACUUCCACAUACCGACGCGAUCGUGGUCACGCUGCAGGUGGCUAACCACCGAAUUCAUCGAAUGUUCAUCGAUAAUGGGAGCUCGGCUGAUAUCCUAUAUUGGUCAGCCUUUCGGAACAUGGAGAUCAGCCCGGAAAAGGUGAUCCCGGCUACCUGCCCUCUGGUAGGAUUUGCUGGGGAACAGGUCUUGCCGAUCGGGUCCAUCGAACUCCCUGUGACUGCUGGGGAUUAUCCGACCACAAAAACUAUUAUGGUCAAGUUUUUGUUGAUCGAUAAACCCUCGGCCUACAACGCCAUCAUUGGAAGAACAGCACUUAAUGAUCUGAAGGCGGUCACUUCCACUUCACAUUUGAAGAUCAAAUUCCCAACCGAGAGAGGUGUUGGGGAAGUAAGGGGAGAGCAGGGAGUGGCACGUCAGUGUUACAACAUAACGCUGAAAGGGACCCCUUCACAGAAGAGCUGCAGGGAGAAGAGCGAGAAAUAG